This is a messenger RNA of Cylicocyclus nassatus, 1315 nucleotides long. NCBI's taxonomy places the organism in Eukaryota, Metazoa, Nematoda, Chromadorea, Rhabditida, Strongylidae. The record is from the annotation of a GenBank genome assembly.
GUCGGUCGUUCCUCGCAAUUUGGUACUCGAACUUCUCGGACUAUCUUGAAUUGCGGUUUCUUCCUCAUUUUGUGUGAUUCAUCUGUCAUCAUAUGAGCAAUGGUGGACAGGCUUGUCAAUAGCGAAGUCAACGCAAGGCGAGUAGCAAAUGUGGAGCAAUGUUUUGGAAAAAUGGCUAAACCUCUCAACUUAUUUGGAAGAGUUUUGGUUGGAGAAGGAGUGUUGGUAAAAAUGUGUAGGAAGAAGCCUAAACAGCGACAGUUCUUUCUGUUCAACGAUAUACUGGUUUAUGGAAAUAUUGUUAUAUCUAAAAAGCGUUAUAAUAAGCAACGAAUCAUAGCUUUGGAAAAUGUGGAAUUAGAAGAUUUACCAGAUGAAGGAGCUAUGAAAAAUGGUUGGAUAAUCAAAACACCUGAAAAGUCAUUUGCCGUUUAUGCAGCAACUCCCACAGAGAAGAGAGAAUGGAUGUCCCAUAUAGAACGUUGUGUUGCGGAUCUGUUGGAAAAAGGUAACAAAAAGCCUGCUAAAGAGCAUGCGGCGGUGUGGAUUCCAGACGGAGAAGCAGCGCGAUGUAUGGCUUGUGGACGCACCCAAUUUAAUGUUGUUCAGAGGAGACAUCAUUGUCGUUCAUGUGGAAAGGUGGUUUGUGGUCCAUGCUCUACACAUACUUACCGUAUCGAUAGUCUGAAUAAGAAGCCUGUUAGAGUAUGUGAUGCGUGUUUCACUCGGUUGAGCGGUGUUGUGAAUAGUAGGCCAGUAUCUUCCACGGAAGUUGCACCUAGUCCAAGAGAGAUGUUCCCUGUACCACCACCAAGGUCAAAUUUCCAUGUUGCGGAUGUUAGCGAAUCAUCAUCUGAAUCGGAAGAAGAUGCAGUUUCAACAAAAGAUGAUAGCAAGCCCACUUUCUACCGUGAAGGCGUUGCUCAGUAGCAAAUCGAACGAAGACGAGACAUUGUACGAUAUACAAUCUCACCUUGGCAAGCAACCGUGUGUGAUACAGAUUAAGUCAGAUUUGCAGUUUAUGUAUAUAAGAUGAAGAAUUUUACUCGAUGCAUGACCUUCCACUUUCUUCAAUAAGUAUUGUAGAAUUUAUCAAAUGCGUGCAUGCUGUAUAGCUAUUGUGCUCAUAAGUUUGAAGUGUUCUUCUAAUAGCUGAUUGCUAUGAUGCAAUUGAUUAGUCCUAUGCUAUUAUUAUCACGGUGCGUCAAUUCAAUUUCCGACCCUCAAAGCCAAAUUUUUCGUAAUUUUGAAAUUUCUUUGAGUAGAUUGCGCAAUGUGAUAUGAUACCAAUUCUGUGAUUUUGUUUACCUUGCAA